Ceratina calcarata is the source of this 4468-nucleotide messenger RNA. It is a transcript of the gene Zdhhc8, whose product is annotated as zinc finger DHHC-type containing 8. Bases 133 to 2115 code for a protein of 660 amino acids. The record is from RefSeq and is a predicted model, not a curated record. NCBI's taxonomy places the organism in Eukaryota, Metazoa, Arthropoda, Insecta, Hymenoptera, Apidae. The transcript has 9 exons. Gene Ontology annotation, biological process: protein palmitoylation. Gene Ontology annotation, molecular function: palmitoyltransferase activity.
GCCCGUUCUAAAUACAGAUCGCAGGACUCACAAAUAAGCAGCGCCGAUGGACGCGGCCAUGUUUUCUGGUAGCAGAAAUCUUACCCAUUAAUAAUUCGUUUUAAUCGUCGACCACGAAGUGGAGUGUGCAGAAUGCCGAAAUGCGGUGUGAAGGCAAGGUUUCUACCAGCCACGAUUGCCUGGACGGUCCUACUCAGCACCACGACACUCUUCUUCUAUUUUCCGUGCCGCUAUUAUGUGAUUCAAUGGGGGAUAUGGGUACCCGCUCUUCAAGGAAUCGUCACAUUUUUUGUUUUGACGAACUUUACGCUAGCAACGUUCAUGGACCCAGGUGUAAUACCAAAAGCGACUGCUGCGGAAGAUAGGGAGGAUGAUUUCCAUGCUCCGUUAUACAAAAGCGUGGAGAUCAAUGGUAUCACAGUUCGCAUGAAAUGGUGUGUCACGUGCAAAUUCUACAGACCCCCACGUUGUUCUCAUUGCAGCGUGUGCAAUCAUUGUAUCGAUACAUUUGAUCAUCACUGCCCGUGGGUGAACAAUUGCAUUGGCAGAAGAAAUUAUAGAUACUUCUUUUUCUUUCUCCUGUCGCUCAGUUUUCAUAUGCUCAGUAUAUUCGGACUUUGCCUAUAUUUUGUAUUGGAGCGUAAGCAACAGUUGGGUGAAGUGGACACUAUUGUCGCACUUGUUCUCAUGGGAGUGGUUAUACUUCUGUUCAUUCCAAUCUUUGGACUGACCGGCUUCCAUGUCGUACUCGUUUCCCGUGGGCGUACCACGAACGAACAGGUAACGGGUAAAUUUAACGGAGGCUACAAUCCUUUUUCUCAUGGUUGCUUACACAAUUGCUGUUAUGCGCAAUUUGGACCACAAUACCCCAGUUUAAUUAAGCCUGAAAAGUAUUCAGGAAAGCGACGCGGCGUUUCCACAUCCGAGAUAUCGACUAUAGGCAGUGAGAACCAGGUAAAAACCUACAUGGAUAGCAGCAAUGGUGUUAGAAAUGCCAGUUCAAAUGCUUACAAUAAGUUGUCACCUGGACGAGAUGGGUCUGACACAGACAUGGAACCGACUGCGUCUCAAUCCGCGGAUUGUGAGCCGACGCCUCCAGUACAGAGACACGGUUCCAAAAGCAAUUUCUUCCUGCCACCUGUGGGGAACAGCGAGUCCCCCAGGCACCCACCGCCGUCGCAACAUCACAAUCCGAUGCACCACACCAGAGGCAGUCCACACCCAAGGCCAAGGUACGUUGUCAAUACCUAUAGGGGAAUGAACGGCUCCCGGAGUCACACGCCCGAUCCGUUAUCGCCGGAAGCGAGCGGAUCACCGGCUGCCGCUUCCCAAAGAGGUAAAAGUCAAGGGGAUGCUAGUCCAACGACGCAACGGAUCAAAGCUAUCGGAGUACCGACUCCACUUGCCAUUUCCAGCCCUAUUCGCAGAUCGAACCCAGGUACGCCGACGCAGGUUCGUCGGCCAGAUUUUAUAGGAGUGAACGACACGCCGACGUAUUACGAUGUGGAGCAGGGGAACAACACCGGUGGUACCGGUAGCGGCGUGGUGUCUGGGUACAGUCCCCAGAGGCGUUUCCUGUCCGAGAGCGAGCUCGUCCGCCAAGGUGCCGACCACUCGUACUCGAGAACGAACAACACUGUCGACAACAUCCGCGAGUUGGCCAGUUCGCCUCAGCGCGGUGUCUACAUGUGGAAGGACAACACGCCCGGCAGCUAUCCUGCGCCGAACGCGAACACGGUGAUGCAUCAGUCGCCGUCGCAGAGACCACCACCAUCUUCGUCGUACGAUUACUAUCGUUCGAACCCGACGAGCCCCACUCAACAGCUGUACGCGAACGCUCCUAGAACAGCGUACCACCCCGCAAUGAGAGGCGGUGUGCCGGUCUUCCCGCCGCAUCAGUCGCCGCAGGUGAAACGGAAGGCAACGAUGGCGACGCCGACCACCCCAACGUCGGGUGACACUCGACGUAGACCGAUGUCGUUCGUCCGUGCCCUGGAGAUGACCGACUCGAUGGAGAUGGUAUCAGCGCCUAAUGACAACAGAUCCCAACGGCCAACGACGCCCACACCGGACCGUGCCAGUGUCUACGAUAUGAACUAUGAGAUAUCCGUAUAGCCCAGCUUUAUCGUCUCCGCACCAUCUUGCGGCUGGACGGAGAUUGUACAAGAAUUACCCAAGUUGCGAGUCUCCCGUUCCGAGGAGGAGAGAACGUACGCCGCUUACGAGAUAUCCGUCUGAGUACCGACUUCGUAUCGUUCGCAUCGAAGCAGCUAAACACGUUCGACAUCGUAUAGUUCUUCCGGCUUGAAUUCACGAUUACAAUCGUAUAUCGCACCCACCGUACUUUUACCCCGGGUUCCCGGAGGAAAACUGAGGUGAAUAUCGUUCAUACAUGUUAUCAGUGAUAUGAUGUCUCAUGAACGAUGGACGAAAAUCUACAGGCAAAAGAAACAACGUCGGUAUUCGAUCAUUUUACUGUGAACUAUCAUAAAUAAAAAAAUGUGAAGUCACUUGUUUCGCACUGAACGUGAGAUCAAAGAGUUCAACAUAUAAGUCUACCAGCUACACAAGACUGUCGUGUCACGUUAUUAGUAAUAUUAUUUUUGGGUUCACUCGUUUUUUUAUUCAGAGAGUAUUUCGUCGUAUGUGUACGAGAGAUAUCGGAACGUGUUCAUUUUAUUUGGGGGGGGGGGGGGGGGGGGGGUUGAUGGAAAGAAGCAUUCGGACCGAUUGACGUUCGACGUGUAAUCGAGUCACGAAAGCGUCAACGAAAGUAAUUCCGAAAAACGCCUAGCGAGACACGUCGCGCUAGGCAGGGGAACACCAGCUGCUAGAGAUCGAUAUUUGUCUCGCUUGGCAGCGGACAACAAUUCUAUAUUUUUUAGUACGCAGUAUAAGGUCAGUUUAGAUUUUUAUACCGUGACGUCGUAACGCAAUUUCUAAGAGAAAGAAACGCAACGUCGUUUGAUUCCCAUUCGUUUAGUUUUCCUCUUCUUUAUACAUUUAAAAAAAAAGAAAACACGAAUAGACGAAUAAGAAAGAAUACAGAGAUUAUUCUUGCGUGCAUUACACACAGGCUCAAUUCUGAUCCACGACAUCAGUCUUCUUUUUUUGUUCCCCUUUAACCGCGCGAACGAAGGAAGAGCGAUACGUGUAUUUAACGAUGGAUGAAAAUUGAGCUUACCCGGGUACGCUCUCCUAUUUUCGUUGAUGCGAAAAGAAUUCGUGUCCAGUUAACAAGAAACAAAAAUGAAGAAAGAAAACGUUACUUAAUCGAUUUAAGUCAUUAUCAGGAUAGAAUAACGAAUUCUGUGUAAAAUAAUCGUGAAAUGUGUAGCAAAUUUUUAAUAUACAUAUUUAACAAUAUUUAUACGUAAAUAAUAAACAAAAAAAUAUAAGACUUUAUAAUGAUUUCAUUUGUUUGUUAUGAAUGAUGAUUUUAUCGAUGUGACCACUAAUACGACUAAUUUCUAUGAGAUAAAAGAACGAUAAGAAGAUUUAUAGAGUUAAAAGGAAGAGAACAAUGUGUGAAUGCGAAUGGGUAGUGCAUGGACGAAUGGAUGUAUACCAGGAAAAUCUUUUAGAGUAUUAGAGAAGCGUACGACAGACCAAUGUGUUUUUAAUGACGGAUCAUUCACUCUUGACACAGAUGGGGGAAAGAACAAACUGCACGAUGAACGUUGUUAACGAAACAGAAGGGGGAAUACGAUUUUGUAAUAUAUACGUUACAUCACUUCAUUGGUAUACCUGCUGCUACUGUUAAGUUUGUAAUAUACCCCGCUUAAGAAGAAGAGCUUGCAUGCCGGUUUCUGUAUUCCGUAUUUGUAUGCGAGACCAAUAUUAGCAAUAAUGCAGGCUUAAUGAAUAACUGCGAACCGUGUAUGCGUAAGGUAACCGUCGAGUAUUGCGCGCCCAGUUGCCUUACGACCAAUUGAUAAUCGAAUUAUUAUUGUUAAAAUAGCACAUAUCGUUCAGUAUAAAGGGCUUAUCGAACAUCGAAUAUUUCCGAGCUAAAGGGACAUUCCCGCGAUUUAAUAUUCAAUAUACUUAUUUGGUAAAGCAAGAGAACACAAACGACACACUGCGAUUAUUAGAAACAUUUCUUCCAACGUUGGCGCUACCAAUAAAACGCGUUACUCGUUUCCCUGUUUUGUAUUUAUUUUUUUUUUCGUUCAUCUCGGGUUUACACGUACUUUUACUCUUUACAAUCUGAGCUGUGCCAAACAGGAGGAAACAUACAUACAACUAUUUCCAUAUUCUACACUCCGAUCAUGUAGCUUUUACAUAAAAGAGCACUUUUAAACGACAUAAAAAGAACCGAGACAGAGAGUGAAACACAAUUAAAGGACUGGUAAGACCUCAAGAUGAAUCAGAUUUAGAGAACUAUGUGUAAUAUGUGGCGAAUGUUUAGUGUUUAUAAUUCGGUGUACUUGUACAUAAAAAUAUAGCUCGUUAUUAUCAUUUAAAA